This is a messenger RNA of Anopheles nili, 500 nucleotides long. It is a transcript of the gene Uxt, whose product is annotated as protein UXT homolog. The record is from RefSeq and is a predicted model, not a curated record. NCBI's taxonomy places the organism in Eukaryota, Metazoa, Arthropoda, Insecta, Diptera, Culicidae. Bases 1 to 465 code for a protein of 154 amino acids. The transcript has a single exon. Gene Ontology annotation, biological process: protein folding; regulation of DNA-templated transcription. Gene Ontology annotation, cellular component: cytoplasm; prefoldin complex.
AUGGUCACACAUCGCAUGUCAACGGAUAACGUGGAAAAUUUUGUCAAUGAACAUCUUAUGCACGAUUUGCAGAUAUAUGAAUCGGAGCUUAACAAGAUGAAUUCCGAAAUCAUGGAAUACAUGCAGUUGAAGAGUAUGAUCAGUACGAUUUUACAACAUGAAAAUGAAGGUCAAGAUAAAGAAUUCAAAACGCAGGUCAACAUUGGUGGUAAUAUGUUCAUGAAAGCCCGCGCUAUUAAGACCAAUAAUCUACUAGUGGAUGUAGGGUUGAAAGUCUAUGUAGAGUUCACCAUUGAUGAAGCACUGCGAUUCGUAGACUUGAAGAUUAAAAUAUUGUCGAACCAGGCAGAUAUCAUACGUCAGAAAAGCAUAGAAACCAAAGCUAACAUUAAACUGGCCUUGCUGGUCAUAGGAGAUUCUGAACGACUGCAUACCCUUCAGGACACGGAGCAAACCGGUAGAUAAACACUUAGAGUCAAUAAUAUCAAUAAACUAUUUCU